UAUAAUAGUUUGGCCCCCAGUUUGUAUCAAAAUUAGAAGUAUCAGAAAAAACAUCAGUAAGAUGUUUCCCGUGGAACCUGGACGUAGCCAGCGUCUUGUACCUCUUUCAACGGAUCUGAUCCAGGACAUAAAGGCCCACGGAAAUGAGUAUCAAUCAGCAGCCAACAAUUAUCGAGAGGUAGAGGGUAUGGGCGAUAGCAGGAUAGCUGGACGAGCAGCUGCAUCCACUUGCCAGCAACCCAUUCCUUCGGAUAUUAGGCGGCGCAUUGCUGGACUUGCCGAAGGUCCCAUUGUGGUAACUCCUACAGUAUCGAUGACUUUCCUCUCCAAAUCCAGACCAAGGCCACAAAAGAACACUUCAACUGUCAAGGAGGAAAAGGCGGUGGCUAGAGAAUCCCGGAUGGAGCUUUGGGUCAGGGAUGCUAAGGUUCAAGCACUCGCCCAAAGAGUACGACUAUCCUUUGCACCGGAUUACGAAGGCAAGGAAAAGCUAUUGAAGCAACCGUCGAACGCCAUGUCCCUCCAAUUAAAGGACAAGCUGACGCCCAGUAUGGUUCUGACCAGUCUAAAGACUCACUUGGACACCUUGGCGGAUGGCGUGCGCUCUCUGCAGUCCUGGAUUCCCAUCCUGAUCGAUCAGAAUACGCAGCUCAGGAAGGGGCAGUUCCCGGCACUUGAUGGCCCAAAAUCUACUGUGUCGCUCUGCGUCAAAACCAGCUCUGAUGUGAGCUUCCUUUCCUGUUCCUCGGAUGAGUCGAACACCUCCUUAGAGUUGGAUGUGCCGGCUAAGAAGUCGGGAAAGGAACGCGAUAGCAGUAGGGAACUCUACUAUGGCAUGCAGAUGCACCUGGUCAACAUGCUCGUCUUGCCCAAGUCCCGCACCUCGUUGAUGCUCAACCAGCGAAAGCAAAUGACCUCCUAUUUGGGCGAAUGUUGUAGUCGUUUUCGGCAUGAAUAUACCGAGGAGGAUUGGAAUCGGGAUCUAGAGGCGGCUGCCUUCCUUAAUGGUUCCUCCAUCAAGGCCACUCGGCGCUCCAAGAAUGUGCGUCGUCAGUGAAAGUGAAAGACCUCUUUAUUUGCCUCAAAACGAUUUGAGAAAUUGUGCCUGUCAUGUGCAGGGGAUCGGGGUCUGGAAUUUUUCGGGAAAAGCUUUUAGCUGGGACAUCUUGUCUGCGUUGAGGGCUAAAACAAAAGCCGUGUUUUUCGACGGCUCAGUUUUCCCAUUGCUAUUCAUCGUAUGAGCUUUCUUUUGUGGCAUCUCUCGAAAGGGUUAAGCGGGUUAAACCCCAGUUCUAUCCCAGAUGGUUCUUCGUCAAAUUAGCUCUAUCAAAACCAGUUCCAUACACCAAAAGAACCAUUUCACAAAGACAAACUGUUCAAAUUGGGUGAAUACAUACUCUUUUUAUAAAGCAUUCUUAGAUUAAUGCCGACAUUAUUUGCAUUUUAAUAAUAUCUUGUACA
Messenger RNA from Drosophila rhopaloa, 1461 nucleotides. RefSeq lists its product as uncharacterized. The coding region runs from base 62 to 1057 and encodes 331 amino acids. The record is from RefSeq and is a predicted model, not a curated record. NCBI's taxonomy places the organism in Eukaryota, Metazoa, Arthropoda, Insecta, Diptera, Drosophilidae. The transcript has a single exon.